Empidonax traillii (willow flycatcher) is the source of this 2273-nucleotide messenger RNA. RefSeq names its product PRKR interacting protein 1 (gene PRKRIP1). The record is from RefSeq and is a predicted model, not a curated record. Gene Ontology annotation, cellular component: nucleolus. Gene Ontology annotation, biological process: negative regulation of protein kinase activity. Bases 24 to 593 code for a protein of 189 amino acids. The transcript has 6 exons. Gene Ontology annotation, molecular function: double-stranded RNA binding; protein kinase inhibitor activity; protein kinase binding. NCBI's taxonomy places the organism in Eukaryota, Metazoa, Chordata, Aves, Passeriformes, Tyrannidae.
CGGGGCACGGCCAAGGCUGGAACAUGGCGGCGCCCUCGGCCCCGCGGCCGCCCCGGCCCCGCAAGGAGCCGCAGCCGCUCGUCAUCCCCCGCAGCGCGGCCGAGGAGCAGCGCCUCCGCCUCGAGCGCCUCAUGAGGAACCCGGAAAAGACUGUACCAAUCCCCGAAAAACUGAACGAAUGGGCACCGCGGCCUCCCCCGGAGUUCGUUAGAGAUGUGAUGGGUUCCAGUGCUGGAGCCGGGAGCGGGGAGUUCCACGUGUACCGGCAUCUCCGGCGGCGAGAGUACCAGAGGCAAGAUUUCAUGGAUGCCAUGGCUGAGAAGCAAAGACUAGAUGAGGAAUUCCAGAAGAAACUGGAGAGGAAUAAGAUGAUUGCAGAAGAGCAAACAGCAAAACGCAGAAGGAAGCGCCAGAAGUUAAAAGAGAAGAAGCUGCAAGCUAAGAAAAAUAAACUUGAACAAAAGAAGCAGGAAAAAGAACCUGAUCAAUCCCAAGAGCGAGGCAGCAGCGAGGAUGACGAAGAGGACAGCAAGGAGGAGGAAGAGAAGGAAGAUGACGCUGAAGAGCCAAGUUUUGUGAUGGGAAGAGGAUGAGGCCUUUCAGGGACAGCUGGAAACACUGUUCAUUGCUUUAUAUCCAGGAGCAUGAAAGCCUUUCAUCUCAGCCAAGCAGAACCCAUUGGCCGUACGUUACAUCUGCUUAACGGGGCAUGGCCUUCACGUCACAGGCCCGAGAGAUAAUGAUAGAGAAAUGCCAAAUAAGAGAUUUUUUUCUUAAUUGCUUGUAUAACUGCUGUGCAGUCUGCUCUAAGUUUGCUCUAAAGAGUCAGCCAUAAGUCUCUGUGACCCUGGAGUUCUUUCUAACGUGGCCCAGAGUGUUUUUCUGUCUGAAAGCUAAAACAUAUCCAUUACCAUUUAAGGAAAAUAUAACUGUGAAGGCUACGUAUUCUACUUAUGGCGGAGCUGGUAGCAGUGGGAUACAUGAAUCUAAGGGAAGAGUUCAACCUGAAGUAGAAAAGUGGUCUGUAGCCAGACUCUCCUGCACUGUGAGUGUUCUGAAUUUGGGGUUUUGUAUGGGGUCACCUCUAACCCAAAGAAAUCACUUUAUGUUGCUAGACAAGUUCUAUAGAUUUUUAAUCGGGAUCCCUUUUUUAUUGCUAAAACUUUUCCCUAUUGCUUUUCUUCCAUGUUUUUUAAAUUAAUAAAAGGGAUGUGUUGGAUUGUUCUGUCUUCUAUUUUUUUUUUUUUUUAAGAGGAUUUCAGUAAAAUAAAGAGAUGCUUGCAGGGCUGCAGAAAAGGAGAAAGAGAUCAAGUGAUUUGGCACACGUGAAACUAUGGAAAAGGUGUUAGCUGCAUGCCACUUAGUUUUUGCUUUUGGAUUGGAACAAUGUAUUUUCCCAAAGAUUAUGUCUGUAAAGCCUCCAGGUCCUGUGGCAGAAAGGCUUGGAAUGGAAUAAUUCUGCUUGUGUUACAGCUUCAUGUAAUGACACCUGCCUUUCUCUCUGCUUGAGCUCUCUGCUUUGCACUUUGGAUUCCCCAGGAGGAAUGAUAACAUCUAUAUAUACAUUUACUUACUGGUGCUUAAAUGAAAAGCAUAUGCAGUGGUGGGUUUACUUGUAACUUUGAUUGUUGUCUUUUCAGUGUAUCUUUAAUUAGAAGUGCCUGCUGGCUUUCAGACGUGCUCAUCCCAGAGCCUUGCAUCCAGAAUGUGGUGCUACUUCUUCUCAAGCCUUGGUUAAUGCCAAAUUUUUUUAAGCAAAAACAGUAAAAAGGGAGGAUCUCUUUUUAGAUUUAUCCUUUGUUGAGCAGUGCUGCCAGAAAUCCUGCAUUUUGUCUGAGCUGGCUUUAUGUAAUGGCUUCUCAGUGGUGUUACUGUGGUGGCUGGGAAGCAGAUGUGAUCAAGUGCAAGUGAUGUUUGUGUUUAGUUCCCCUGUACAUACCCAAAGACUUUAGAGCUGAAUAACUUUUGACCUGCAAGGUCCAUAUCCCAGCUGUCCCCCCUCCCAGUUAGAGAUCCGCAUGGAACUGUUUUCUGCUCAGUCUCCCCAGAGGCAGGUUGUGGCAAUGUUUCAUUCCUGAGCACUUCUGGUGCAGGAUGGAUGUUCUGCACCUGGCAUUUUCCCUAUGGAGAGAUGAGUUAUGAGCACUGCUUCAUGUGAAUCCCCCUUAGGGCAGGCAAACCCUGUGGAUACUGUGGGAUAAGCCAUAAAAAUACAGUGUUUUUUAUGGACAGAGAAGAACUGAGAGCCUCACAAAUAAAGAUGUUCUGCCUCU